AUGUUUGAGGAAUUCAUUUCAUAACUUGGCACAAUCAAAAAUGCUGAAAUUCCUUUUUAUUUUAGAAAUCAAUUUAAAAUCAAAGAAAAUUUCAUUAAUCCAAACAGCAAGUAUUUCGAUGGUAUUGUAUAAAAGUAAGAAAUCAAUAUAUAAAAACAACAGAUUGAUUUAAGAGGAAAAGUAAGGUAUAAAGAGAAAAUGGGAUAAGUAAUGUAAAAUGAUGUUCAUUUGGGUAUUAAGCAAGUAUUUUCAAAACAAAAAUCAAAAAACCAUCAAUCCAAAUAAGGAGGAAUGGCUUGAGUUAUCUAGUAUCUUAAAAACAGAUGAAACUAUCCUCAAAUAAAGAUGGAUUACCCUAAUAAAUCCUGUAUAAAAGAGUAUAAAUUGGGAUUCUUAAGAGGAUGACAUAAUCCGUUCAUUAAUGAAGUAAAAAUGAAUAAAUCAAUAUAGUGAAUAAGAUGAGAAACAUAUAUGGACAUUUAUUGCUUUAGAAUUGUAUAAUAAAAAUGGUGGUCAAUUUAUUAGAACUCCUAAAUAAGUUAGAGAAAGAUGGAUGAAUUAUCUAAACCCUAAAUUGAAUAAGUAAAUAUCAAAAUUUAUACCUUAGAGCAAAUUGGACAUAGAAAGAAGAUAUUUAAUUAUUAACUAAUAUAGUAAAUCAUGGUAAAAGAUGGUCUUAAUUAUCAACUCUUUUAUAAGGAAGAACUGAAAAUCAAGUCAAGAAUAGGUAUCCCAAUUUUAAAUAAAUUAAGAUUCAAAAGCUUAAUGUAGAAGAUAUACAAAGAUGAAGAUGAUGAAGAAUUAGAUGAGAUUUAAGCUAUAUAAGAUUAUCUAAAGAAAUUAGGAGUAUAUUCUGAAGAAUUGGCAGGAGAUCCUAUUAUUUAAAAAAAACAAUCUUUCUAAAUAUAGAAGUAUAAAACAAGAAAACCUCAUAUUUAAGUUAAACAUCCUAAAAAAACAACUAGGAAAAAGAAAUUAAUUAAAGCUCAUCUCAAAACCUUAAAAUAAUAAUCAGAAUCAAUUAAUUAAGAAUUCAUUAUUUAAAAUAAUUUAAUAAAUUAAAAAGAAAAUAAUGAAUAUAAAUCUAAUGUUUAAGUAUCAAGUCAUCCAAAUGAAUUUCAAUAAUUAGAUUAAAAAUAAUAAGUAUAAUAACAAACCUAGAUUUCUGAUAUCAAUAGUACUUAAACACCAAGUACUUUAAAUAAUUAUUUCUUACCUUAUAAUCAAUAACCAUAUUAAUUGGAAUUUUAAUAAUAAAAUUAGAAUUAAUUGAUUUAUUAAAGUUAUAGAAAUUAAAUGGAAGAAUUUUAACAAUAUUAAUACAAAUUUAUGAUGGAAUAAUAUAUGAAAUAAUUUUAAUCCAAUUAUAAUGCUAUAUCACCUAUUUCUAUGAUAAAUUAAACUCCCAUGACUUAUACACCUACACAAUAAUAUCAAUUUUAUUACAAUACAUUUACAUCACCAUAAUGGAAUUGUAGUACUAAUUAAGAUAUCAAUUCCCCUAAAUUUUAAAAUUUCUAUUGGUAAAAUCAAUAACAAAAUUAUGAUUAAUUUUAGAAUGAACAAAUGAGAUAAAUCCAAUAUGUAUUAAUAAUAAUUUAUUUUAGAAUCAUAAAUUAGAAUUCUUAAAUUCGAAUAGCCUUGUAGAUGAUUGGAAAAGAAAAAGAGUUAAUUAGAAGUAAAAUUCAGAAUUUUAAUUUAUGGGUUCAAUAGAUUAAUGA
This is a messenger RNA of Paramecium pentaurelia, 1721 nucleotides long. Lineage: Eukaryota; Ciliophora; Oligohymenophorea; Peniculida; Parameciidae. The record is from the annotation of a GenBank genome assembly.